GCGCACAUAAUUAAUAUGUACGAGAAAACAUUAACAAUAGGAAAUGCAAAAGUUAAUAAUGCAUAUGAGUGGCAAAUAGUGAGUUACAACAACAAAAGCACAACAACAGCCAAACCAAAGCAAAACAAUCACAAAACUAGCAAAAGCAGUGCAAAAACUGCAACCAAAACAAAUGCAACAAAAAUAGCAGCAAGUGCAACAGCAACAACAACUACACCCAAAGAAACGGUUAAACCCUCCACACAACCACUACAAAAUAACCAAAAGUACAAAUACUUCGGCAGUGCGGCGCGCCGGCUGGCGCAUCAAAUAAAGCGGGCGCAUCGGCAUUUAUUGACCAGCGGCGGCAACGACAAACAACCACAACAAAAGCCUGUUGCAAAAAGGACACCAAAAACAACAACAACGGCGGAGGGUGCAGCAGCUGGAAAACAGAAACAGCAGCCGCGUAACAAACGCGCAAGCAACAAACAAUUGUUAAAAAGUGAUAAACCAAAGCCGAAAGCAGGCAAACACCAGCGUCAACAGCGUGGCAGCAGCAGGCAGAGUCGCAGUGACGGGGCACUAUCGGGGCAGUCUUCGCGUUGGUGCUCCAUCGAGGCGCAGCUGAAUGUGCUGGACGAUCUGCUCUAUUACUGCGAUGAGGAGGCCGAACUGUAUUUAGCCCAGCUCUACGAAAGGUACCAGCAGCUCAUCUGCGACAAGAGCUCCAACAGUGAGUACGAGUCGGGAUCGACGGACUUUUGGAGCGACGCCUCUGACUCCGAAGACAAUAUGUCGCAGCAAAACAGUGCCGACGACGACGCCCUGUCCAGCACCAGCGGGACGGGCAGCAACAGCACCCACAGCCUGGUUCCAGCCGCCCUGAAACGACGGGGCCAUCAGCAUCAUCCCCGCUUCUCGGGCACACGGCGGCCCAAUGUGCCCAAUGUCCAGGAGAUACUGGCCGCUCUCUAUCGCGGCGACUCCAAGGGGGUGCUCUCCAAUCUGCGCGGUGAGGCUCAACCAGAGCCAGAACCCGAGAACGAGACACCCGUGGAGGCGCCUUCCACGCCGAUUAGCCGCAGCACCCUAAGUCUUCCACUCACCGAUUCGGUGACCAAUUCCCUGGGCAGCAACAGUCCCACGCCCACGGAUGAGAGCAGCAUUCAAGAUGACAGUGCGGCCACACCCGUAACGGGAACCACAACAGCAACGGCAACGCCUUCAGGCCUUCCGGUGCCCCCCAACGGGAAGGAGAAGGAGGCCAAAACGUCCAGUGGCAAGAAAAAGAAGAGGGACAGAGGCGAAAAGUCCGAGAAGCGGGAAAGGGGCGAAAAGUCCGAGAAGAGUGAUAGAGGCGACAAGUCGGAGAAGAGUGAAAAAGGUGAAAAGUCAGAGAGAAAGAAGAAGUCCUCCUCGUCAUCGUCGGGCAAGCGCGAGCGCAGCAAGCGUCAUGGACAUGGAGCAGCCGGCACGAGUGCAAUGGAGGCCAGCAGUGAUAGCCUGGCCACCGAUCUCAGUGCCGGGGCCAUCGACGAGGGCAUCGCACUGGGCGAUGACGACGACACCCAGUCGGCCGAGUGGUCCAAAUUGCGAUGCACCAGCGAGGCGGCCGAGAUUGUGGCGGAGCGCGAGGCACGUCGGAACAAGGGACGGUGUGCGGACUAUCCGGGUCUGGCCUUUGGACGUUCCAUCUUCAGUUCGGACACCAUGAUGAAGUUCAAUAUCAUCCGGAACGAGCUGCACAACAUCAUGAAUACACAACUAAAAAGGGCCGAAUCUGAGGUUGCUGCUCUGAACCGUCGCAUUCAGUUGCUCGAAGAAGACUUGGAGCGCUCUGAGGAGCGUCUGGGUUCCGCCACAGCCAAGCUGUCGGAAGCCUCUCAGGCCGCCGAUGAGAGCGAACGUGCUCGCAAGAUUCUUGAGAAUCGCGCCCUUGCCGAUGAAGAACGCAUGGACGCUCUCGAGAAUCAGCUGAAGGAAGCGCGUUUCCUUGCUGAGGAGGCUGACAAGAAAUACGAUGAGGUUGCCCGUAAAUUGGCGAUGGUUGAAGCUGAUUUGGAGCGUGCCGAAGAACGUGCCGAACAGGGUGAAAACAAAAUUGUGGAGCUUGAGGAAGAGCUGCGCGUGGUUGGUAACAACCUGAAGUCCCUGGAAGUCUCUGAGGAGAAGGCCAACCAACGCGAGGAAGAAUACAAGAACCAAAUCAAGACCCUGAACACUCGUCUAAAGGAGGCUGAGGCUCGCGCUGAGUUCGCUGAACGUUCCGUUCAGAAAUUGCAGAAGGAAGUCGACAGGCUCGAAGAUGACUUGCUGAAUGAGCGCGGAAAGAACAAACUGCUGCAGGAGGAAAUGGAGAACACUUUACAUGACAUACAGAACAUGUAAAACCAUAUAAUUUGCUUGUGUAAAUUAACUAAACUGCCUGCUUUGACGUCAAAACUAUAUACACACCACAACCACAACCAGCCACCACCACCCCCCAACAAAACUGGCGCUUUCCAUAUUUAAAUCUAGAAAAGGAAAACAAAACACAUUUACACCCCUUCCAAAAGCAUAACUUGAGACAAGACAAGACACCCAGGACGCCAAGUGUCUUCCAUUUGCAGAGUGAACGCCAUCUUUCCGAAGAACUCUGGAGAAAAACAAAAGCAAACAAAAAAGAAAACGAAAGAAAAUUAAAAAUUAUUAGGGUUAAAUAAUGACCACGAAAGAAGCAAAAAACAAGACAUUCUUCCCGUAGCAAGCGCAUUCCAAUUUUCAAAUUCCAAAAAGGACGAGCACGCACACGCACGCGUCGCUGUGACUGGCAGCUAGCGUUCCAAUCAAAAUUUAUCGAUAUCGCCUUUACAACACUGUUGCAAUAUUUAGUGCCCCUAUUCGUUUCGACAAACGAGAGAUAAACGUAGAUGUUUUAUUCAUUAAUUUACACUUGCUUUUGCUACCCCUUUUACCCUUUUACAUUGUUUUGUUUUGUGUAUUACGAUUAAAAUCGACAAAUCGAGAUGACAACUUGGACAAGACAACAAAAUGCAUUGCCGCCUUCUUCUUAGUUUAUGUGUAUUUUUUAUUUUAAAUAGAGAGACAAACAAAACGCUGUUAUUUAUAUUUAAAGAAAGUGAAGUACAUUCUAUAUGCUAAAAAAGAAACUUUGUAUUUUUGUCGCCAGCGCUUAACUGUAUUAAUAUUUACAAUACAUAUAUGCUAAUGUUUAUACAUUGUUUAUACAUUAUUUAAACAAAUUGUCGUGUUUGCAAAACGUUGUGUAAUAUUUGCCUACUUUUAAGUUUGCCGCCACGCCUACCACACACACACACACACACACACACCCCCACCACCACCACCCAAAAACACACACACACUACUAUAAUUACAAUUAAAAUUAUUUCGACAAAUUUAAAAAAAAAAACAACUUUUAAGCGAGACAAAACACACAGCCAGCGCACAUCCAUUCCAAUUGCAAUUUGCGUUUGCCGAUUUUCCGGUUGCGCCUAUCUU
Drosophila miranda is the source of this 3480-nucleotide messenger RNA. RefSeq names its product tropomyosin-2 (gene Tm1). The transcript is spliced from 9 exons. Lineage: Eukaryota; Metazoa; Arthropoda; Insecta; Diptera; Drosophilidae. Gene Ontology annotation, molecular function: actin filament binding. Gene Ontology annotation, cellular component: actin filament. The record is from RefSeq and is a predicted model, not a curated record. Gene Ontology annotation, biological process: actin filament organization; muscle contraction. Bases 16 to 2370 code for a protein of 784 amino acids.